GCUCUACAGUUUCACCUAAACGGUAGGAACCUAAUCCAUCUCCCACUCCUACCAAAGCUCACCCCAGCAGCCGAAGGUCAGGUGAUAGCAAACUCUGCUAUUCUGUCUUUUAAGGGACGACAGGUGGGCGCAAGACCAGGAGAGUGAGGAGAGAGACCACGAGAGAGCGUGUCUUUUUCCAAUCACUGCUUCUUCUCCUCAUCUCCGCUACAUCCAUCAAGCCUCACUUUCCUUCCCUUUCCCUUGACCCCUUGCCAUCUCGAAGCCCUGCUCGAAAGCCCUUCUUUUUGUUGGAAAGAUCGCGCCGAUCGCACAAUCGCUGCAUGACUAGCAUUUUCUUACAGCAGAAAGCAUCGGUUCCGGCGAAUGGGUCUUCGUUGUUGAUUGGGUUGGUGAAAAAUGGUGUUUCUGUUGAGAUCUGGGAAUGUGAUCUGAUGUACACGACUCUGUAUGCGCUGAAUUCACGAAGAUGACGUCGGCUCCGGCGGCGGCUUCGAUGUUUGACCGCCAUAGACUUGUGGCAUCCAACACGGAAUUGGUUGGAAAUCUUGGAAGAAGCGAUGGUUUAUCCUUACACGAAGUUCUCUAGUUUUCUUCAAAAGUGACCCUAGUGCUUUGCCUCAGAGGGUAGGUGAGGUUAAUAUCACCCUUGGCGGUAUAGACCUAAAUAAUUCUGGAAGUGUGGUUGUGAGGGAAGACAAGAAAUUGUUGACUGUCUUAUUUCCUGAUGGUCGUGAUGGAAGAGCAUUUACCCUUAAGGCAGAGACAAUGGAGGAUUUAUUUGACUGGAAAACUGCUUUAGAACAAGCUCUGGCACAAGCUCCAAAUGCCGCCCUUGUUAUGGGGAACAAUGGAAUAUUUCGUAAUGAUAAUACUGAUGCGUUUGAAGGAUCCAUUCAACAUUGGAGAGAUAAGCGGCCAAUAAAAUCAUUGGUUGUUGGGAGACCUAUUUUACUUGCACUAGAAGACAUAGACGGGGGACCUUCCUUUCUAGAAAAAGCUCUACAAUUUUUAGAGAAUCACGGAACCAAAGUAGAAGGGAUUUUGCGGCAGUCUGCUGAUGUUGAGGAGGUUGAGUGUAGAGUUCAAGAAUAUGAGCAGGGGAGGACAGAGUUUACUGCAGAUGAAGAUGCACAUGUCAUUGGUGAUUGUGUUAAACAUGUUCUUCGGGAGCUACCCUCAUCUCCGGUUCCUGCAUCCUGCUGUAAUGCACUGCUGGAAGCAUAUAGAUUCGAACUUAGGGAAGAUCGUUUGAAAGAAAUGCGUUCUGCAAUAGUGAACACAUUUCCAGAACCAAAUCGUAAGCUAUUGCAGAGGGUUUUGAAAAUGAUGCACACAAUUGCUUUGCAUACUACUGAGAAUCGGAUGACUCCAUCUGCUGUUGCUGCUUGUAUGGCACCUUUGUUGCUGCGUCCACUUCUUGCUGGUGAAUGUGAAUUAGAGGAUGACUUUGAUGCAAAUGGAGGUAGUUCUGCUCAGCUUUUGGCUGCUGCAAAUGCUGCAAACAAUGCUCAGGCCAUCGUCACAACUCUACUAGAGGAAUAUGAUAGUAUUUUUGAUGGUUGUACUUAUCAAAGAUGCUCUUUAUCACCCGGCUCUCAUAGUGAAGAUAGUGAUAGUGAUGAUUCUGAUGAAGAUGAAAGUAUAGAUGUCAAGGACAAUGGAUACUGCAGUGUUGAAAAGGAUAAAGAUUCACAAAUUAAUGUGGUGGAUCAUGAACGCGUGCUUAGUGGAAAACUGAGUGAAAGCAGCGGUUAUGCUGGCAGUGACCUUUAUGAUUAUAAGGGGUUUGCAGGCGAUGAUUCAGAUGCUGAUUCUCUUGCAGAUAAUAAAGAUUCAGCAACGAAGACCAGACCAGCUGGGGGUUGUCAAGAUGAUGAUGUACAUGGCCUAACAAACCAAGAUGACUCUUUGGCCAAAAAGGAUUCCCCAAAUGCGUUGCCUUCCCGUGAAACUCCUCUUUCAAUGGGGGAAAUUUUGUCAUCAUUAGAUUCUAGCAUUCUUUUCCCUUCUAAUUCUGCUGAAUAUGGUAUCGAUAGACACGUGACCAAGCUAAAUGUUUCACAUAAUCAUGCAAAGAGGACCACCAAUUUUUGGGGUCGUAAUAAUGCUAGGAAAACUCAUUCAAUGGAUUCUGUUGAUUCAUCUGGUGAAGAGGAGCUUGCUAUUCAGAGGCUUGAAAUGACAAAGAAUGACCUUCGCAUGAGAAUUGCGAAAGAGGCCAAAGGCAAUGCCAUUUUGCAGGCUAGCUUGGAAAAAAGAAAGCAGGCAUUGCAUGAUCGUCGCUUAGCACUGGAACAAGAUGAAAGUUGUUCAACAAGACUUCGACACUAGCCUUGCUUUUCUCAGUCAUGAGAAGAAACAGAGAAAUGAGAACCUAUCAGGAUCAGACUGGAGGAGCAUCAUGCCGCCCCAAGCGCUUUCCUUCCCAAGCAACUAUCAUCCAUCUUACAAAAAAUCUUUAGACGGCGCUCCUAGCGAUACGAAAGGAGUAGAAGCAUCCUCAAGCAUGUCCUCAUCUGAGACCAAUCCUCUCAAAUUAGCCGAGGGGCCGGAAUCUCUGAAACACCCAGCGGUCGCAUCCUCGACGUUGAUGGAACUGACCACACGUCUCGACUUUUUCAAAGAACGAAGGUCUCAGCUUUUGGAGCAGCUGCAUAAUCUGGAGCUGAGCCAUGGAAUUUCAUCAUCUCAAGGAUUUGCAUAUAAUCCUUCUUCCCCAUCCUGGAACAGUCCUAGAUGAAGUGAUAUACAUGUAUUGAGAUUGAAGGUUUCUCUUCCUUGUUCCACCAAUUUGCUUGUGUUUUGAAGACUUGUUAGGGCUGUGUCUUAUGUGACCACUUUUAUCAAUGUAAAUUAUGUGUAGCCUUCUUUUUCUUCAUUUUUUUAUUUUAUAUAUUUCCCAGAAUUUAUUGUUUUGUUGUCCUUGAAUAGCACGGUUAUUUUAAGGAUGUUAGUUAUAUGUUCUUUUCUAUAAAA
Molecule: messenger RNA, 2979 nt
Organism: Phalaenopsis equestris
Lineage: Eukaryota; Viridiplantae; Streptophyta; Magnoliopsida; Asparagales; Orchidaceae
Product: rho GTPase-activating protein 7
Biological process (GO): signal transduction
Source: RefSeq, a predicted model, not a curated record